Molecule: messenger RNA, 794 nt
Organism: Drosophila rhopaloa
Lineage: Eukaryota; Metazoa; Arthropoda; Insecta; Diptera; Drosophilidae
Product: seminal metalloprotease 1
Exons: 2
Coding region: 1-765 (254 amino acids)
Biological process (GO): proteolysis
Molecular function (GO): zinc ion binding; metalloendopeptidase activity
Source: RefSeq, a predicted model, not a curated record
AUGAUUAGUGCUUGGGCUUACUUGUUUCUGCUGGGCACUCUGUGCUCUGGAGUUUUAACAGCUCCCUUUAGUACACAGUAUGAGGAAACAGAUCCAGAGCUGACUGCAGGAUAUUUCCAGGGUGAUAUGGAUGUGGACUUUACCCGAAAUGGAGAGUUAUCAGAGACACGUCGCUGGCCAAAUGCCACAGUUCCAUACAGGAUAUCCGAGGAGUUUGAUGCUCCCUAUGUGGAAUACAUUAGGAUAGGCAUGCAGUUUAUUGAGUAUUCCUCUUGUAUUCGAUUUGUGCCUGCUGCUGAGGAUGAGGAAAACUAUCUCAUAGUGAUUCCCUCCACUUCGGGAUGUAGCUCGAAAGUGGGUUACCAGCCAGGUGAAAGAACCGUCAAACUUAAGCCUGCCGCACUGGACACUGGCUGCUUCAAACUGGGCACCAUCCAGCACGAACUGCUUCACACAUUGGGAUUCCACCAUCAGCAAUGCUCUCCAAAUCGAGAUGAGUACGUGAAGAUCGUGGAUGAGAACAUCACCGAGGGAAAGGAAAAGAACUUUGUCAAGUACGAGGAAGAGAAUGUGGGGGACUUCGAUCAGCCCUAUGACUAUGGGAGCAUUUUACACUACAGUUCCUUGGCAUUUUCCAUCAACGGCGAGGCCACAAUUGUGGCUUUGAAACCAGAGGGCCAGGCGAUGAUGGGUCAGCGGCUGAUGAUGAGUGAGAUCGAUGUCAAGCGACUCAAUACCAUGUACAAGUGUCCAAUUCAGCUGUAAAAGCUUGCAAUAAAUAAAUAUGCAUCCAA